Molecule: messenger RNA, 2139 nt
Organism: Suillus subalutaceus
Lineage: Eukaryota; Fungi; Basidiomycota; Agaricomycetes; Boletales; Suillaceae
Exons: 12
Coding region: 1-2139 (712 amino acids)
Source: RefSeq, a predicted model, not a curated record
AUGGUGACGAGGAGGCGGCGACCGCAGCAAAGCAGCAAGUUUCAUCUUCCUAUAGCCCCCCCACUACUCGUACUUCCCGGAAGAAAACGCCUCACCCAACAAUCACUCAAUAAUCCAGGAAGGUCACAGCAGCAACAGCCUUUGCGCGAUGCCGAUACUGCUAACCAGCAUGAUAGUCCAUCCGCUGGGAAUACUUCAGAGCGUGAAGAACACUCGUCUUUCUACAGCUCACUACACUACGUCUCCGAUGUGGCGACGCUGGACAAACGAAGUCAUUCCUUCCUUGAUCAGCUCCAUACCUUACAUACUUGCGCAAAUCGACUUCUCUUCGCGAUCGAACUUGCAACUGCAGCCAAGAUGGAGUUGCCUACCUUCAGUGCAAAUCGUCUUGUCGACGGAGGGUUUCUCGAUAUCACUUGCCAUACUCUUUCAAUCAUAUCGAGAUAUUACGAAUUGAGUGCUGCACUUGCGCGCCUGCUCCCCUUCAGCUCCUGUCUCGCGGUUACUUUGCCUGCGCUUCCCAUCGCUCCUUCCCUCGCUGUCGACCUUCAGUUGCUGGAACUUGUCAAAACCUUGUUCGUACAUACCACUCCCAACACAACUGCUUGGUGCGAAACACUCGAAGUCUUUUCUGGCUGGCCGCGGGUAUCACCUUACCACCAAGACCCCUUGAUCGGGGGUCGCAAGAGAAAGCGACCUGCAGCCACAGAAGAGGAGGGGGAUGACUACGAGGAUGGCAUGCGAGUCCUGACGUCUGUGCUAGAUGGCUGCGGUGAUUCUUUUCUUGCCGCUGAUGAGAAACGUGAAAAGGCUAGUACCCAAUUUUUUGCAGAUACAGGCGUGAUGGCCAUGCUAUGUCGGCACGAUCGUGUAUUAUGGCUCGCCAACAUGACGUCGGCGGGAGAAAAGCAACACUAUGCUCUCGCCCUCAUCCAGAAACUUUUCGAUAAUCUCCCUACCGAUAUGACCGUUGGCCUGUUGUAUGACAUUGGCUGUCAGCUUCAUCGAAGUUGUCCUCAAUCUUUCACGCCUACGGCCACCAAUGGGGCAUGUCAAAUUAUAUACCAUCCUCGCAAAUGUGAAGGCUUUGGCCUUUCGGAUGGAGAAGGUUGCGAGCGUUUAUGGAGUGCACUGAAACAUCUCAUUGCUCCGCUACGCGUUUCUGGGUUUCAUCAGCGACUUUUUGUCCUCAACACUCAAGUCCGCACCUCGAUGAGAAGAACCUUAGUUAUAUGGCAACUGGUUGAUCCGGAGGUGGAUAACUGCAUCAAGAAGAAGAGUACUGCAACGCAGGCUCUAAGUGAGCUUUCAGUCGAUGAGAUCUGUGAGAUCGAGACAAAUAAUGACGAGGAGGAGAAAUCUCAAAAAUUCUCUCCCUUGAGAAAUCUCUUAUUGAGAUUGAUGGAGCGUUGCGACGCAUGGAAACGCAACUUUACGCUCAAGCUCUUUAAACGCGUAUCCGCGAACGACUCUCGACAGCGCAAGUUCGAAAUUGAGAAGCUUGAACGCUCUUACAGGCAAGCUGUAAACGAGCGCAGCUUUAAUUCCAUGUCGAUGCUGCAAUCCAGCGGCGCACUCCUACGAUACGAAGCUCGUACACGCCGCAGUCCUCCGAAUGCUAUACCACCCAACCCCAUCUCUCCUACCGGUAUUUUUGAUCUGAUAUUGAUGCUGAUAUUUGGGGAGGACAUUGGACUUGACGAUGUCGUGCCGGAACCCCCUGAUUGGCUAGCUGAUGAGGAAGAGUCUCGUGUGAAGGUAGAGCGCUGUGCUCUGCAAGAGUGGGCCAUGCGUGAGUGGGAUGGUCUACAGAGGGCGCGUGCACAUGCAAAUGAUGAAGCGAUCCUCUAUCACAUGAAUUGCCGUGCUCGACAAUUCAUUGUCCUUGUACUGGGGUGGCAGACGAAGGUUCGUCCCAUUCCAUGUGCAUGGCCUAUGCCUGACUGCUGGGGGCCGUCUCAAACCGAACUUGCUAAUGGGACCCCUGUGGUGUACCCUGAUGACCCUGAUGACGAAGAUCAUGUAUCGGAUGAUGGAGAUGACUGGGAAUCUGAUAUUGGCUGUGGUGAUGAGGAGCUUAUGGAUGUUUUAGAAGAUAUUGCAUUAGCGGAUCAGUAUAGAGGGCAAGAGGAAACAUGA